AUCAACUGAGCUUGUUGGUCAGUGCCGAGCGGCGUGCAGAGAGCGAGCAGCGGCCCGGCGGCUCUCAUCCACACCGACAACAACACACCGACAAACACCCUCCAGAACCGAGACGCAGCAACCCGCCACGAUGCCGUGUCGGAAGGAGAACUACAUCUUUCUGGAGCAGUCCGUCACCGUCGACUCCAAAGAGGUGGACGCGCUGGUGACGAGAAUCGGCGAGGCGCUGCAGCUCCACAACAACAACGGCGGCCACCAAAAGACUGUGUCCGUGUCCAUGUCGUGUCUGCACGGGCUCACCGGCGGCACUACCGGCGGCGUCAAACCGGCGGCCAUCAUCGGCGGCAGCGCGACGGCUCCGGCGCAGAGACGCAACGGCUGCUGCAUGCGGCUCCGGAACCGGGGACACCGGGGGAGCAGCAGGGCAAGCCCGUAUAACAUCCCCGGGUCUAACGGUGAGCAGGACUGGGACCAAAUCAAACCGUGGAACAAAAAGCGGAUCACCGUGGAGGAGGACGAUCCGCACCGGUUGCUCCAAGAGCUAAUAUUAUCGGGGAACCUGAUUAAAGAGGCCGUGAGGAGGCUGCAGUUCUCCGCCGCAGACUGUGGAGAUUUCCCCAAGGCGGCGGACAAUGUGCCGUGCUGAUACCGUGACGGCCGGACCGGGGACCGGGUCUCCCUCCCGGGUGGACACAGACACGGAGACUGUCCACACACACAGGACUGUUUAGAGCUAAUUUUCACAGGACUGGUAGCUACGUUUUUCUAAUUUCAUCGAUUAUCCUGUAACGGUUGUUACGCUACGUUGGCUAGCAGUUAGCCUAGCUAGCUAGCUAGCUAGCUGGCUCGCUAGCCGCCCGGCUAAUGAGCCGUGUUGUUUAUGUUUGAAUGUCGCCGUGUGGGUCAGACGGUCCGGUCCGGGUGCAGUGGAGCUCUGAC
Molecule: messenger RNA, 939 nt
Organism: Acanthopagrus latus (yellowfin seabream)
Lineage: Eukaryota; Metazoa; Chordata; Actinopteri; Spariformes; Sparidae
Product: glycogen synthase kinase binding protein
Exons: 1
Coding region: 131-646 (171 amino acids)
Cellular component (GO): cytoplasm
Source: RefSeq, a predicted model, not a curated record